Molecule: messenger RNA, 648 nt
Organism: Botrytis sinoallii
Lineage: Eukaryota; Fungi; Ascomycota; Leotiomycetes; Helotiales; Sclerotiniaceae
Exons: 2
Coding region: 1-648 (215 amino acids)
Source: RefSeq, a predicted model, not a curated record
AUGGAUACAUCAAAUCUUAGAGCGAAGUUGAAAUACAGACCUCUCGUUUCUAGAACCGCGAUUCGGUUAGUCGUGAUACAUCCUGGCUCUGGGGAUGAGCCUAUCAGAUGCCACUUAAUACAUACCAAGCUAGGUGAAAUAGCUUACGAGGCAUUAUCCUAUGAAUGGAAAGAAGAAAGUAACGACGAUCCGAUGAUUAACGUGAGCGGUGAAAAUAUCACUGUUCGAAAGAACUUGCAUGAUGCUUUGGUGCACAUUAGGCUCCCCGAAACUGGGCUGCACAUAUGGAUCGAUGCUUUAAGCAUCGACCAAUCUGACAUUUCAGAGAGAAAUGCUCAAAUCAAAAUUAUGGGACAGAUCUACAGUGGUGCUCUAAGUGUCAUCGUUUGGCUAGGCAAUGCGGCAGAGAACAGCGACACUGCAUUCAGGAUGCUUAAAGAGAUUGCUGCUCGAGCCAUUCUCAGGAGUGAUACGACGAACUACAACGAACACAUCAAUCAGCUUAUUCAAUUGUUCGACGGUUUUGAUCAUGAGGAAUGGAAGGCUCUAGUCGCUCUUUGUCAGCCUAUAAAGUACAUUGUGGCAAAGAGUCCAUUGAUGGUAACGACUUCCAAUACUCUAUCGCAAUAUUUUCCGACGGCAGAAUGA